Messenger RNA from Helobdella robusta, 1071 nucleotides. RefSeq lists its product as hypothetical. The coding region runs from base 1 to 1071 and encodes 356 amino acids. NCBI's taxonomy places the organism in Eukaryota, Metazoa, Annelida, Clitellata, Rhynchobdellida, Glossiphoniidae. The record is from RefSeq and is a predicted model, not a curated record. The transcript has 2 exons.
AUGUGUGAGCAGUCACAAUUUCUCGAGAUCAAUACAUCCUCAUCUGCAUCGUCGUCUUCAUCGUCACUACUGCCAUCAUCAUCAUCUUCUUACUUAUCCUCAUCAUCAUCAGCAACAGCAUCAUCGUCGUCAUCAUCGUCGUCAUCGUCUUUGUCACUAUCAAGAUUGACUUCUUUCUCCGCUGAAUUUAUUCCUGGAAAACAUCAACAGCAAGCUAAAAAACCACCACCACCACCACAACAACAGCAAAAACAUCAUAAACAACAACAGCAACAACAACCAAACACCAAAAACAAUAUUAACGAUCACAACAUUUUUAAUAGCUUCAGCAAAGACAUCAUUGCCAACAACAACAACAACAACAACAACAACAACAAAGUUUCAUCACUAUCGCCUUCAUCACCAACAUCAAUACAAUCAUUCUCACCCCAACCAUCAUUCCAAACAACAGCGGCACCACCCAGCCACGGCUACAUAGCAAGCAUGGUGACAUCAGAUUUGGCUCAGUGUUACAACAAGCCCUGGCUACUUAGGGCACAGCCAGGCCAGCACAUCACUAUCAAACUCUACGAUUUCGCCAUUCAAAACAACAACAACAACUACUUCCAGCCAAACAACAUCGUAAAUAAAGUUAAAAACAACAACAACAACAACUUGGUUUAUUAUGAUAACAACAAAAAUAUUUUCAGCAACGACCGUGAUGACGUCAGCAAACGAAACAACAAGUUUGAUGAAUACAUUGUAAACAAAGCCAAACGUCACCUAGCGUCGAAUUUUGCUAAUGACGGUUCUAAUAGUAAUAUUUUGCUCAAAGAAUUAUCUUCAUUGAGUGGUAGAAAUGAAAUUAACAAUGAUAUGAUGAUUGACGCCAUCAAGGGCAUCAACAAAAACAACAACAGUAACGACAUUUACGAUGAGAAAGAAAACAAUAACGUCUACAACACUGACAACAAUCUAUACAACAUCUUGAAUAAGAUAUGUGUAUACGCCUGCGUUGGAGCCCCGGAACAACAACGAGUUGAGCUGACUAACACAGCAUAUGUAGUAAUUUUUGUUGCAAUAUUAUUAUAA